UUUUCUUGUUCUGCUAUACUUCAAGUUUUGUGCCUUCCCAGAUGAAACUAACGUCAAAACUUAUAUAUACUGAAUAGUUCUACUUCGGGUGGGGUAUUAUUAAGCUUAAUUUCGAUCCUCCUCUUCGUUAAUUUUGAGAAUUAUGUACUCUCAUAUCAGAAGAACGCUGUGCUCCAAGCUCAUGAUCAAAUCGCCCUUGCCAAAACAAGGUAGACAUGGAAAAGAAGAUGCUGUGAAUAGCUUAAUGAGGAAGCCGAACGUGAAUGAGGAGUACAAGGAAGCCUUUAGGACAAAGUCAUACAUAGAAAUAUGCAACAAAGUCCAAGACCAACUUGAAUUGAGAUCAUUAACGUCGGGUGAUCUUGAUCUUGAUCAUGAUGAUGAAGAAGGACGACAGUAUCUCCAUCUCUCCGAGUAUUUGCUCCAGCCCCACCAAGAAACCCUAACUUCCAUGUUUGAUCACACCUCGAAUCACCACCAAUUUCUCCUCAACUACUUCAAGAUUAGCCUAGAAGCAACCAAAAUAUGCGAAUCCCUCCUCACAAACGUCCAUCAAGCACGCAACGGUUACCGUGCCAUAAAGACCGUGACGAAAUUGAUUAAACGAGUACCUGAUUGUGGAAAUCGGACUCACAACCAUUACCACAGAGUGUACAAAACCCUUGCUUCCUUUGCCCGACGUGGGAACCCCUUUUCAACAAUGGCCCUAGAGAAAUUCCUCGAGUUACACGAUAAGCACGUAAAUUUACUCCAAGAAUUAACAUCGCAACAUAGGAAGACAAAGAGGAGAACAAAAUUCAUUAGGCUCAUCAAGAGGGGUAUGACAAGUUUUAUAGUCAUGGCUUGUGGUGCAUUAGUCGUUGCAUUGUUGGUUCUUGCUAUGCAUAUUGCUACAGUGGGCUUGGUGGCUGCACCUGGAUUGGCGAUCAUAUGCGCUUUAGGCCUCUUCAUGAUGAAGAAAACGAGACGGGACGAACGAGAAUGGAGCGUUGCACGGCUGGAUGAGGUGGUGGAGCAGCUGGAUAUGGCAGCAAGAGGGGUGUACAUCAUGAUGAAUGAUUUCAACACGAUGAGUCGGCUGGUGAGGAGGUUACAUGAUGAGAUGGAGCACAGGAAAUUUGUGGCGGAGAUUUGUGUGAGGAAAGGGAAGAAUAAGAUGUUGAAGGAAGUAAUUGAGAGGGAAUUUCAAAUGCAUGAGUGUUGCUUCUUGGAGCAGCUGGAGGAGCUGGAGAAGCAGAUAUACUUGUGUUUUCUUGACAUAAAUAGAUCCACAAGGCUGCUUGUAAGAAAAAUGGUUGAGUGGUACUAAGUCGCUUGUUGGUGUUUGACGCUUUUGCAAAAGCUGGUUUUUUUAUUAUUUAUAUAUCUUGGAAAAUUGAAAUUGAUUAGAAUGAAGAUCAAUAUUUUUU
This is a messenger RNA of Sesamum indicum (sesame), 1409 nucleotides long. Its product is annotated as UPF0496 protein At1g20180-like. The record is from RefSeq and is a predicted model, not a curated record. Lineage: Eukaryota; Viridiplantae; Streptophyta; Magnoliopsida; Lamiales; Pedaliaceae.